This is a messenger RNA of Pygocentrus nattereri (red-bellied piranha), 2707 nucleotides long. RefSeq names its product T-box transcription factor 16, like (gene tbx16l). The transcript has 9 exons. The record is from RefSeq and is a predicted model, not a curated record. Gene Ontology annotation, cellular component: nucleus. Gene Ontology annotation, molecular function: DNA-binding transcription factor activity, RNA polymerase II-specific; RNA polymerase II cis-regulatory region sequence-specific DNA binding. The coding region runs from base 1 to 1599 and encodes 532 amino acids. Lineage: Eukaryota; Metazoa; Chordata; Actinopteri; Characiformes; Serrasalmidae. Gene Ontology annotation, biological process: regulation of transcription by RNA polymerase II; vasculogenesis; positive regulation of DNA-templated transcription.
AUGUAUGUUCAUGAGGAAAGGCCAAUGUUGGACUACUCAUAUCCACUCAACCCUCUGACCAAUAACUAUGGCUUCUAUCCACAAGAAUGGAAGGACUCAAUUUGCCGGACUCAAGCUCGGGACAGUGGCAUGAUUAGCCAUGGCGAGGCAGAAUUGACCUCGCUUCCGGUACAUGUGGCGCUUGAAGGACGUGAGCUAUGGGACAAAUUCAGCAAUAUUGGUACAGAGAUGCUUAUCACCAAAACGGGCAGGCGCAUGUUUCCCAGCUGCAAAGUCACAGUGACUGGGCUAAACCCUAAAGUCAAGUACGUGGUGAUGAUGGACAUGGUGCCGUUUGAUAAUAACAAGUACAAGUGGAACAGGGACCACUGGGAGCUGAGCGGUAAAUCUGAACCUCACCUGUCCAGCCGCUUCUUCAUCCACCCUGACUCCCCGGCUCUGGGCGAGAGGUGGAUGCAGUACCCUAUCUCCUUCCACAAGCUCAAACUCACCAACAACACACUCAACUCCAACGGCCUGGUGAUCCUACAUUCCAUGCACAAGUAUCAGCCUCGUCUACACAUAGUCCAGGCUCCUGACCCUUGCAGAGCCCAGCCCGGAGCCUACCUGCGAUUCACCUUCCCAGAAGCAGCUUUCAUAGCAGUCACGGCCUACCAGAACCACGAGAUCACAAAGCUGAAGAUUGACAAUAACCCCUUCGCCAAAGGCUUUCGUGACAAUGGACUAAACAGGAAAAGGUUCAGAGACAAGGAUGUCCAGGGUAAACAAGGAUCUGGACAGCAACAGAGCAAGACACAAAGCCAUCAAGGGCCUUCCGACAGUGAUGAGGAAGCAGAUGAAACGGUCUCCAGCUCAGUGGAAUCCCACGUGUUACACUCACCUGACAUGAAAGCUCCACCCACGGCCACCUCCAACCCUUUCAUAUCAGCCUUUAUGAAUGGAGGUGCUGGACAGCAGGUCUGGACCCAGAGCCCAACAUCCCAUCAACCUCAGCACACGCUCAACAGCAAUAACAGAGACUCCAGCAGGCCUGAUGCAGCCAGACUCUCCAGUCUCCAGUACAUUUGUGCCUCUUUACCAGCAGCUCAUAUCACCCAAUCCCAGUCACCCAUCACAGAACUGAAUUUGCCUGGACUUCCAGGCCAGGGUGGCCGUACACUGGUGGCGCCCCAACAGCAGCAGGACAUUCAAGGAAUCCACAGCCCAGCGGCCCACCAGGCUUACCCCAUCCAGGCCAAACUCCACCAGCCCCAUCUACAGUUACAGCCUCACCCUCACCCUCAGCCUGACAUGGACCAAUCCCUCCCUCUACCCCCCAAGCUGAGCAGAGUGAAUCUGCCUGAAAAUGCCCUAAGGAGCCUGGAAAUGGGCUCGGUCUUGGACCACCUCAACCCAUGGCCACUGUCUAACAUCCUGAACCGGAUCCAUGCACGGGCUGAGGCCUCUGGAAACGCAGGCAAGGCUGUGCAAGGUCAGCCCCAACAUGAACAACUGCCCUUGGUGUUGGAGAGGGACACAAGACCUCCAUUUUUCCCAGCUGCCCAGGACUGUGGUACAACACCAUAUGCCAAUCAAUGCAGCGGACCAUCAGAGUGGUAAGGUUUCCACGGGGACACGAGUGAGAGACAGUUCCGCCGACCCCUGGAUCAGUGCCGGUUUUGCAGCUGGAGUAUCCAAGGGCAAGUUUUUUUUGUUUUGUUUUUUUUAUGUAGUCGGUAAGUUACAAGGACUGAGAGAAAGUUUGGUCCUGUGUGCCGUAUGAGCUGUGAAUACAAUAUGGAUGUAAUUUUCUUGAAAUGUCAAUAUUUGUGUUUUUUUUAUCCAUUUUUUAUUCUUAGGACAUAUUUUAUGCUCUGGCUAUAUAUCAAUCAAGUCAGUUGAAACUUCUCAUGAAGCCAGCUACCUUAGCAUGAGAGCUUCCUCAUCUAGGCUUGAGAGCCACAACAUUGUAUGUCCAUUUUACUGUCUUGGCUGUAAAUAUGUCUCUAUGUUCUACUAGUAUAGGCAAAAAAAACCAAAAACAAAGACACUGACGUACUUUGCUCUGCUUUAAGCUUUAGCUCAGCUAUAGCCGCUUUUCUCGCAUCUCCGGCAGGAAACGUUUUUUUCAAAAGUAAAUAGUUUAUUGUAAAACGUCUCUCAACAUUCGACUUUUUACGAGGCAGAAGUCAGCAUGUCAUUUGCCAGAAUAUAACUGACUACAGCUUUGUGACGUUUUAGUGUUUAACAGUUUCUUGUUGCAGAUUAAACAUAUCAGGAAACCAGGUGGAGUGAUAAGUGCAAAUAAGUCAAUUUGUUUCCAAAUGAUCAGUGUUCGUCUUAUCUUUGUCUUUGUCUUUUCCUUAGCUACUAGCUAGGCAAGAUUGUUGUCCGAGUUGAUAUGGUGACCGGCAGUCUAUGCACCAAUAUUCAGGGUUAAAGCGUGAAUUAGCAGUUAUAGGCUACUUUAAAUCCAGCAUUUAAGACCACUUCUUGUUAAGCCUGUGUCAGAAUGAUCAGCUUUAUUUUACUGCAAAGGAGGAUUAUUUCAUUUUCACCUGAAAACCUUAUUCUGUGGUUGUGCCGCAACAGGGCAGUAAAAGAGCCGCAUGUUGGUGAUACCUGGUCUAGAUCUUUGGAUUUUCAAUGGUGAUUCAUCAUUGGCAACUUAGUCUGAGACUAGAUCUAAUCCAAGACUAUCAAACUGGCCUGUAGACUUUGUAACAUU